Cyprinodon variegatus (sheepshead minnow) is the source of this 2703-nucleotide messenger RNA. RefSeq names its product centrosomal protein 72kDa (gene cep72). Gene Ontology annotation, molecular function: protein binding. Bases 124 to 1755 code for a protein of 543 amino acids. The record is from RefSeq and is a predicted model, not a curated record. Lineage: Eukaryota; Metazoa; Chordata; Actinopteri; Cyprinodontiformes; Cyprinodontidae. The transcript is spliced from 15 exons.
AUGUAAAAUGGUAAAAAUAUAUAUAAUCUUUUUGUGUGUUUGCGUUCUUUGAUUCACUUUUAAGGUUCCCUGUUUGGUUCUUGUUCUCCGACGGAACCUGAACGUAGCAAAAGUUCGAAAAAUAUGGCGGCGGUUUGUUUGACCAGACUAACAGAGCAAUGGAUACGUGACAGACUUCAGUUAAAACACCCUUUACUCUGUGAUGUUCGGACGUUGAGCCUCCCAGGGACACAUGAGGAGAAAAUCAGACAUCUUGGAAACGCUCUGAAUAACUUUGUCCGUCUAAAAUCUCUGGAUUUGUCAUACAAUGCUAUCGUCUCAGUUGAGGGGGUGCAACACCUGAAGAUGCUGGAGAGGCUGAUUCUUUACCAUAACUGCAUACCAUCUCUAGAAAAAGUACAGGUUCUCUUUGAGCUGCCAGUGUUAAGAGAGUUGGACCUCAGGCUUAACCCUCUCACUAAGAAUUGCCCAAACUACCGUCCACAUCUGGUCUACGCCAUGCCCAACCUGCGAAAACUUGAUAAUUGUCCAGUCAGAGACACGGAGCGUAAAGCUGGAAUCCUUCAGUUCUCCUUUGAACGUCCUUCUCUGCUGCACAGCAGCUUCUCUCUGAAUGUGCAUCAGGACCUAAGCAACGAUGUGUUGAAUUAUGUUGAAACAACUUCUAGAGACCAAGAGGAAACAGACUCUGUUCAGAAGGAAGUGGAAGAGCCGACCAGGGAUGUUUCAGAAGGCUUUGUGGAGCAGAAGAGUUCAACUCCAAAGCUGGAGUUGUCCAGGUCUAUCCUUCGUUAUCCAUCCUCUAGAAAACAUAUCACUGAGUCUAAAGAGCCACAGAUGAACACACUUCCUUUCAAUAAAAGCUCUGCAUUACCUAAAGGAGAAGAAAGACCCAAAGUGUCCUUUGGCCCUGUAUUUAAGAAGCACAAAACUCUUUCUGGAAGAGAAAAGCAAAAUAACUUCCCCAACCUAACCAGGCAUAAAGCCAAGGGAUAUUUUACUCCAAAUCCUGCUCAAAGUGACCACCCCAGCUCUGCGUUUGGUGACAUUCGCCCUCCUAGUCCUCUGAAUCCUGGUUUCAGCCUCUCGGACCCCUCUAACCCUAUAAUACAUCCAACGAGGCUGACCUACUCUAGCUUUAACAAAACACCCAGCCCACAGCAGCAAGCUGAAAAGAAAAAAAAGGGUAGUUAUCGGAAACCCCUGGAGAUGCUCCUCAAUUUAGUGGACAAGCACUGGAGGGGGGAGAGAUCGCUGCAUCAUUACAACAGCUUCCUGUCUCAGGCAGUGCAGAUCCUCUCCAUGAUGGAGAGCGAUAUUUCCAGUCGGGAGGCCGAGGUCAGGACCUUAAGACAGGAUGUGAGCUCUCUUCGAUCUCAAGCGCUCGCACGGGAGGAUGAACACAAAACUGAAGUCACAAACCUGUCUGCCCAGCUGGAGGAAGCUCGUAGAGAGGCGGGCAAAUUAAACGAGCAGCUGAGGAUCGUGUUGGAGGAGAAUGUCGCUCUGCAAAAACAGCUCAUCAAGCUAGAGCGUCAGUAUCUCAAGUCGAUGAUGAAAAGUUCACCGGUUACUCAGAUCAGGGAGGCUCAGACAGAAGUGGAGAAGCUGAGGAAAGAGAUUGAGGGCCUGAGGAAAAAGGUGCAAGAGGCAGAGAAAGUCCAAGAACACAGGCGUGUGUAUUUAUACUCCAGGUCCCUGGUGGCUACAAACGAAUGCUUGCUUGCUGAGCUUCCAGCGAGCGCUGAACAAUAAAGCCAAAGUGGAACAAAGUCGAGUACAGGCGGAUUGAGCAUCAAAGCAGAAUCGUGCCAAGCUUCAUAUAAGCACAAGGUCAGCAGUAUAUCCAUCUGCGUUCUACUCUGCCGUGGAUUGAAUGUAUCAGGACUGCAGCUGCACUGUGACUUUAUUUAUAUGUCUGCCUCAGGCCUGGAAAGCUGCUCACACACGCACACUUUCCUCCUGCAAACACUCAAACAGGACUUGGCUGAGCAUCUUGGAAUCAAGCUGAAUGUAGCUCCUGCUUUCAUCUGAAUUUUACAGGUCACUGGGCGGAUGGUGCGACCCCACUGCAGAAGCAAUCUUGAAAAGGCCAUAAAACAGAUAUCUCUUUUCAGUGUAUUUAUUUUCAAUAAUGCACUAAAAAUCAAGAACACACUUUAAGAAGCAUUGAGAACAAGAGGAAAAUAGCACUGCAUGCACAGGGGCACAAUAAUACUUUCAAAGUUAUUAGAAAAACAAACCGUCCCUACUUUAAAGGUGCACAGUAUUUGGCAUCAAAGACAGAAAAAUAGUCAAGCUAACACCGAAAGCUGCUAGUUUCGCACUCGAUGCAUGAUUCUUCAUCAGCUGAGGCUGCAGGUAGUGUGCUGCACACAAUACUGUCAUCUUGUAAAAAUAUUCUACAAAAAAAUAUUGUAUGCAGUUUUCCCUUUUAUCUGGUCGAAUAUGUAAGUAAACAUUAAACCCCUGCUUUUUUCAGUCCAUUACUGUGCCUUAGAUGACAGUAGCUUACAUAAAAAGGUAAAGACAACAAGGCUAGCAUAAGAGGACAGCUCACUUUCUACAAGUACAAAUACAGUCAUUGCAGGCAAAUACACGAUUUGAUCAUGAUGCCACAAUACUUAUUUACUUUUAUCUUAUUUUUUAACCAAUAAAAUACUUAAGUCUGACCAGUAGUCUGUAAUCACAUCAGGCACAGCA